Molecule: messenger RNA, 1667 nt
Organism: Andrographis paniculata
Lineage: Eukaryota; Viridiplantae; Streptophyta; Magnoliopsida; Lamiales; Acanthaceae
Product: agamous-like MADS-box protein AGL66
Exons: 11
Coding region: 533-1534 (333 amino acids)
Biological process (GO): positive regulation of transcription by RNA polymerase II
Molecular function (GO): protein dimerization activity; DNA-binding transcription factor activity, RNA polymerase II-specific; RNA polymerase II cis-regulatory region sequence-specific DNA binding
Source: RefSeq, a predicted model, not a curated record
CUGUCGACGUAAGCUCCAACAACACAGAGAUUAAUGGUGGAAGAAGAUGCCGAAAGCCAAAGCCGAAACAAGCAGGAGAACAUUAAGAGCCUCCACAGUACGUGUCCUUUAAUACUUAUUCAUUCAUCUUCUUCUUCCUAACCAACACCAACACCGCCAUCAUCAUCGUCAUCGUCAUUGAUUUCUUUCUCCCGUCGCAUUUCUGCACACACAGCAGCCUGACACCGCCAAAAUUGCCAUUACCUUUCUUCGUCAUCGUUGUCGUCGUCUCUCGUUAUCCAAAAUUAUUUUUAUUUAUUUAACUAUAUAAUUAGCCCUAGCGAUAAUAAGUUCCUUCCAAAAUUUCAGAACUGAAACUCCCUACAUUUCAGCUCUCCCCUAAUUACUGCUUCUCCAUCACGUACGCGUAUUUAAUAGCUGUUAGCGAGGAGCGUGUGCCUGCAAUACCUACCGCCAUACAUAUAUAGGAGUUAUAAUCUCUCGAUCGAAUUGAAGGAAGAAAGCAACCGUGAUCGAUUUGGAUUUUGCGUGAAUGGGGAGAGUGAAGCUGGAAAUUAAGAAGAUCGAGAAUGCAACAAACAGGCAGGUCACUUUCUCCAAGAGGAGAAACGGUUUAAUCAAAAAGGCGUAUGAGCUUUCAGUUCUCUGCGAUGUUGAUAUCGGACUCAUCAUGUUUUCCCCUUCCGGACGGGUCAGUAUCUUCUCAGGAAACAGGAGCACCGUCGAGGAGAUCAUGGUACGGUAUGUGAAUCUACCCGAGCACGAACGAGGAAGGCUACAGAACCAAGAGUAUCUACAGAAGAUUUUGGGGAAGUUCAAAUCUGAAGCAGAUCAUAAUAGAUACCAGGAUCCUAACUGUUCAACAAGCACAGUGGAUUCUCAGGUUGAGGAACUUCAACAACAAUUUUUCAAAUGUAAGUGUGAACUCGACGAUAUGGAGAAGAAACUAAGGAUCUAUGAAGGAGAUGCUUCCUUAGUAACCACAAUGUGUGAACUCCAGUUUAGGGAACAAAUUCUUGAGGACAGACUUAAUCAGAUAAGAGCUCGCAAGCAUGUUCUGCAGGAGACAUUGAACUCCCCUGAUAUAAAGCCUUCACAGGUGAUGAAUUUGCAUUCAGAACCGACGGAUGUAAAUAUGUUGGCAGCAAGAAAUCAGGACACAGUUUUAGACUGGCUUCCACAGAGAGAUCCACAAAUCCAGAUUCUCAACUUCUUGGAUUCGAAUGGAUUGCUUCCAAUGAGAGAUCAACCUCAGUGUGAGGACAACAUCAUGGCACCAUCCCUUUCUCUAAUGAAUGCCCAAGCCCCGAGUGUCCACGUCCAACAGAAUAACUUGAGCCCAAACAUGAGCAUGGAAGAUAAUACGCAGAGGCCUGAAUUCGGGCAGGUGAUCGAUGUUAAUCUCUCCCUGUGGGAUGAGUUGUAUCCAACAGGGAGUGACCCAUUCCCCACGACACAACCGAGGGAACAACGAGGACUUCUUGAGCUGUUCAUGUCUCAGCUCAGCCCUGUGAAUAAUCAAGAUCAGAUCUGAGAUGUCUGCAUUUAUUGAACAGAUGUAGUUGAAUAAAAGGGUGUUUGUGACAUGGAAUAUAUGUUUCAACAAUACGACGAUAUUGCGUAGCAAUUUUAUGUUCUAAUUCAAUUAAGCUUCGAGCAUGCUCUUA